UGCAAUGAUUUAAUUGUCUGAUUUCGUGGGAUCCAAAAAUUAUUUUGAACCUAAUGAAACAUUUAAGUAGAAUUGACCUUCGGUCAAAUAUGAUAUCAAAAUUAAGUAGUGAAACAUUCAAUGAUAAGAAGAGCCUAAGAUACUUGAACCUACGGUUUAACCAACUUGGUCAUAUAGAUUCUACAGUUUUACCGAUUUCUCUCCUUAAUAAGUUGCACCAUUUAGACAUCAGCAAGAACCCAUUUGUCUGUGACUGUAACCUGGAAUGGUUUAUUGCUUGGUUGCAAUCAACACAUAAACAUGGAACGAUUUUAAGAUACACUAUAGAUUAUAUAUGCAACCUUCCAAAAGAAAAAACGAGAAAGCGACUCUCUGACGUAUCAUUUACGUACAGAGAAUGUCAUCCCUGGAACACGUGGCUUUGGGUCGCUAUCAUUGCAUCACCUUGUGUUAUUGUAAUUUGCAUUAUCAUCAUAGUUGUAUAUAGGAAUCGAUCGAACAUUAAAUAUUAUAUCUAUUUAAUGCGAAAAAGACGAAACUACCAGUUAAUUGAGGGAAAUGAUUUUGUAUAUGACGCUUUUGUUGGUUAUGAAUCGGUGGAUUCAGCCUGGGUAAGCCGUCGACUGUUACCAGUACUAGAGGAAGAAAUUGGCCUGAAAUUAUGCAUUCAUGAGAGAGAUUUUCAGCUUGGUGUGUUUAUAAACGACAAUAUUGUUACAAAUAUGGACAAAAGUAGGAAAGUAAUACUUGUUCUUACCAAUGCCUUUGCACGAAGCGGAUGGUGUAUGUUUGAAUUGAAAAUUGCACAUUCUAAUCAGAUUGAAGAGGAAACAGAAUUAGUGGUCAUUUUGUUGGAGAAAAUUGAUGGACGAAAUAUGAAUCAUGCCUUGAAAUGUCUUUUUGAUUCAACAACGUACAUUGAAUGGACAGAGGGUUUGGUUGGUCAGGACUUGUUUUGGGAGCAAUUGAAGACUGUUCUUGUAAAAAAUGACAGUGUUUCUACUGCAUGA
Ruditapes philippinarum (Manila clam) is the source of this 1010-nucleotide messenger RNA. Its product is annotated as toll-like receptor 4. NCBI's taxonomy places the organism in Eukaryota, Metazoa, Mollusca, Bivalvia, Venerida, Veneridae. Gene Ontology annotation, cellular component: membrane. The transcript has a single exon. Bases 54 to 1010 code for a protein of 318 amino acids. Gene Ontology annotation, molecular function: protein binding; transmembrane signaling receptor activity. The record is from RefSeq and is a predicted model, not a curated record. Gene Ontology annotation, biological process: immune response; inflammatory response; toll-like receptor signaling pathway.